AUGGCGGAGUCGCAGCCGCUGCUGAGUGGCCCGAGCUCGGUGCCAGCUGGUCCGACGUACACGCACUCGCUCUACCCGAUCGUCAAUGACCCUUUCAGUGCCGAGAACAGACUAGAAGCAAGACGACGGGCUCGGUCGAGGUUCCUCAAGAGCUUGCUCGCCGGUCUGGCUGUCUGGGCAGUCACCGCCGUCAUCAUAUCUGUCUUGAGCUUUGGUGAGAGAGAUUGGUGGGACAGAAGGCAUCAGAGAGAGAACCUGCCGGACGAGGCGCCCAGUCCGCCGAGAGCAGACGGCCAUGCUGUCAAGUGCAACGGCUGGGGCGAUGAGCUAUCGGAUAGCUACCAUCUCCCGGACGGCUACUACGCCCGGGUAGCUCGCUUCGAGCUCAGCGUCAAGCCGGACGACCUCAUCUUCCUCAAGGGCACGGGUGCAUUCUCCAAUGGCGCAGUCGACUUUGCGCUCGACGAUGAUCUGUCGGUCGAUCACGUCACAGUCAAGGUGGAAGCGCAGUACAACGACCCGAGAUUGCUCAAGCUUGCCAAUGUCUGUCAGAUGACGAAGCGCUCGUCGGAUGAGGACUAUGUCCACGGUCGCGAGAGUGGCAUCGGGCUCUAUACGCCUUUGCUCGACUCUGACUUUCCAGGCGAGCAGCUCUGGUUCAGGGUCCACUAUCGGCUCUCUCCCAGGCUGGCCAGUCUUGCCGGGCUCGUCGUUUCUGCUCCAGUCAUGCGGAUCACAGGCGACCUCCCUACUUUGCUCUUUGACCGCGUAGAUCUGCAGUCCAACGAUGCCAAUAUCGACUGGGCCCGUCUCAACGGUCACUCAGUACGACUGCUGAGUAGCAAUGGGGCACUCAGAGGUGACUACAACGUCUCGCAGAGCCUCAGCCUGCGCACCACAAACGGCGCAAUCGAUGUAGCCGUCUCUCUUUUCCCUGUGCGGAAGCUCCACAAAAGGCUGCCCGGGCCGCCACCGACGAUAGAGAGCUCCACUGAUCUCUCUUCCACCGUCAUUGCCACUACAACCAACGGCAUGAUCGAUCUGCGUUACAUCGCUCAUCCUGUAGGCCAAGAGCUCCACUCACUCGUCUCGUCUACCAAUGGCAAAGCCAGCGUGUCCCAUCGGCCCACAUUCGAGGGCGACUUUGAGCUCUCGACCUCCUGGGGCUCUGCUGUGCUCUCCGGUCCGGACAGUCAGUCUGAUCCCUCGGGCGACAAGCGAGAGCGCGUACUCGAUGUAAGAAGGCGAGACACCGGCAUCUCGAGCAGCAUCAUCACCGGCUCAGUCUAUUGGUCAGAUCAUGACGCACACAGAGAUCGCAAUGCGAGGGACAGAGGCGACACGAAAGUGAAGACCUCGCUCGGCGCAGCUUCACUCCAUUUCCAAUGA
Messenger RNA from Mixia osmundae IAM 14324, 1389 nucleotides. RefSeq lists its product as uncharacterized. The record is from RefSeq and is a predicted model, not a curated record. Bases 1 to 1389 code for a protein of 462 amino acids. The transcript has a single exon. NCBI's taxonomy places the organism in Eukaryota, Fungi, Basidiomycota, Mixiomycetes, Mixiales, Mixiaceae.